AUGUCGUCUACUCGUGCACUUACAGAGGAUCAGGCCUUCAUCACCAAGGAGGCAGAGGAGAAGGCCAAGGAGAUCAAGCUUAAGGCUGAUGAAGAGUACGAAAUUGAGAAGGCCUCGAUUGUGCGGUCUGAAAUCAACUCGAUUGACUCUCAGUACGAAGCCAAAUUCAAGAAAGCAUUCCUGGCUCAACAGAUUACCAAGUCUACAAUUGCCAACAAGACCAGACUCAAGAUUCUUGCCACCAAGGAGGAAGCUUUGGAGGCCAUUUUCAAGGACGCUGGUGAGGAACUUGCCAAGCUAUCGCAUGACGCUGCCAAAUACAAGCCUCUCUUGAAAUUGCUAAUUGAGGAAGGACUGUUUGCUCUUAUGGAGCCAGCAGUGACUGUGCGUGUGAAGAAGUCCGACGUGGCAUUGGCCAAAGAGGUCAUCCCAGAAGCUGAAAAGGACUUCGAGUCCAAAUCGAACAUUAGCGCUAAAGUGUCUCUGGACGAGUCGUCUUUCCUGAACGAGGACUCAGCAGGUGGUUGCAUCAUCAUAAACGGAACAGGAAAAAUCGAAGUGAACAACACCCUCAAGGAGAGACUUACGCUUUUGUCCAAGACCGCUCUUCCAGCCCUCAGACUCGAGCUCUUUGGAGUCUCUACCAGUAGAAAAUUCUUUGAGUGA
Molecule: messenger RNA, 666 nt
Organism: Ogataea philodendri
Lineage: Eukaryota; Fungi; Ascomycota; Pichiomycetes; Pichiales; Pichiaceae
Exons: 2
Coding region: 1-666 (221 amino acids)
Biological process (GO): proton transmembrane transport
Cellular component (GO): proton-transporting two-sector ATPase complex, catalytic domain
Molecular function (GO): proton-transporting ATPase activity, rotational mechanism
Source: RefSeq, a predicted model, not a curated record